Messenger RNA from Orbilia oligospora ATCC 24927, 633 nucleotides. RefSeq lists its product as uncharacterized. The record is from RefSeq and is a predicted model, not a curated record. Bases 1 to 633 code for a protein of 210 amino acids. The transcript has 2 exons. NCBI's taxonomy places the organism in Eukaryota, Fungi, Ascomycota, Orbiliomycetes, Orbiliales, Orbiliaceae.
AUGAUCGGUGUAGUCCACACUGGAGCCUUUUCAGCAUCUGACGCAAACUCCAAAAAACGCUCCACACCGUAUUCGUUAGGUCCGGCGACCAAGGCCGGCGAUCUGAUAUCCGGAAAAACUGAAAACGUGAUCCUGGACACCCAGUUCAUCGAUGCUCUUGUCAAAGCAACUUCUUUGGGCCCCUGGAUGUCGGUUAUUGUUCGCAAUAACCAAAAAGUGGGUAUAUUAUACCACUCAAUAUUAAAAUCCAAAUCCAGCGCAAAUAGCGUCAUCCAAGGCCUUCAGAGCAAGGGUAUUCAAGUCCUUGGAAGCUCUAAUGAAGAGGAGGACAGCAUUUCGUCAGCAGGCGAAAUCAUGAAAGAUGCCUAUGCCAAAGUUAAGGCAGAUAUUGCAACUAGCAAGGCUAACUGCAAGGGCAUUUGCUCUAAGGAUAUCACACCAACGCUGGAACGGACAAUAGUUAUAGAUCGAAGUCAAACGGAUCUGGCACUUGCAUGUGCAGCUCACGUCAAAGGAUCCGCUUUCAUUACUGCAGACCAGGUAUUUGCAGCGCAUUUCGGCAAAGAGGCUGCCCGCCGAGGAGUUCGGAUAUAUGUUAUCCCUGCUUCCUGGGCGGCUCUUCGACAGAAUUGA